CGGAUUUUCAUUGUUGUUGAUCAUUCAGGAAAAGUAUAUUUGAAAAGAAAGAAAAUAAAAAAGUUAAUGCAAUCGACAUCAUCAAAUUUAGCAUUGUUAUUUUUGUUAUUUUGCCUCUUAAAUUGAAAUGACAUUAUGAAAUUCAAAUAUUUGUUCCUGUUCUUUCUGUUUUAGUAGUGUUCGGUUGCUGGAGAGAAGAAAAGAGGCAAUUCGAUUCAAAAAUACAAAUAUGGCCGACGGUGCGGUGGCACCGGCAAGUGAUGGCGAAGAUGGAUGCUCAAUGUCGUCUGCACAGGUCGUCAUUAAUGCAUUUGAUGAUCCUCUUGGUGUCUGCAGAACAGACAUUCAUGUGGAAAGUGAUGACUAUGAUUUUGAUCAGUAUUAUCUUUCACAAAUCAGUCCUUCGUCCACACGCAUUCUCACUGAUUCUGAUGGAAGUUUGCUGAUGAAUUUUAAGAAGCCUGUCAUCAACAAAGACAUUUCAUAUUUGUCACUUUGCAAGGACAACCAAUGUGACAGCCUGCUCGAUAGUGACAAACAUGAUUUAACAGUAACAGUUGACAACCCUGAAAAACAUGUUAGCACCAUGGAGUCAUUCAUCACUUACAGAAUAACUACAACUUGCACGCGACCCGAAUAUGAAAACAAAGACUACCAAGUGAGAAGGCGAUACAAUGAUUUCUUGUGGUUGCGACAGCAGCUCGAAGAACAUCAUCCAAUGCACAUUGUUCCUCCACUACCAGAGAAGCAUAGUUUUCGUCGACUUGAUCGAUUCAGUCAGGACUUUGUGAAUAUUCGAAUGUUGUCGCUGAACACUUUCCUGCAGAGACUCACCAAGCAUCCAGUUCUGUCUUUCAACCAAUCUCUUCAGUCAUUCCUCACCAACAAACAAUGGGAAUUUGUAUCCAUGAAAUCGAAAGAUUCUUCCACCAUAAUGUCCAGAUUGGCCGGAUCUAUACAGAAUCUUGGGUCGUCGUUCGUCAUCAAGAACAGGCCUAAAGAGUUUACUGAUGUGCUCACUUAUUUGAACAAACUUCAGAAAAACUGCACAGCAUUGAGAAAAUUGCCAACAAAAUUUUAA
Messenger RNA from Helobdella robusta, 1081 nucleotides. RefSeq lists its product as hypothetical. The record is from RefSeq and is a predicted model, not a curated record. NCBI's taxonomy places the organism in Eukaryota, Metazoa, Annelida, Clitellata, Rhynchobdellida, Glossiphoniidae. Gene Ontology annotation, molecular function: phosphatidylinositol binding. Bases 230 to 1081 code for a protein of 283 amino acids. The transcript has 6 exons.